AGAAUUCAUUACAAGCAGGCGGUUCUAUUUGCUCUUUUAGCUGUAGCUUGAUUUGCAUUCUUUGGUUUUGGUUUCGUAGGCAUUAAUAUCUUCAUCUUAAUUCAGUUGUCUUGUUCAGUGGCAGGGGUGGUCAACUCGAUGUCAUUAUAAGCUAGCACUUACAAGUAUAAUUCGUUUACAACUCUUUCUCGACAAAGAGGACCCGUGUUUCUUUUCAAAGAUGCCUGCAGCAGACGAAGCCCUCGCGCUCGUGGCGUCUCUUGGUUACUUGGAGGCCCCUGAUAUCAUCAGCCUCUUGCGUGUUAACAAAGAGGUACUACUUACUUACUUAUGUCUUCCUGCUCUACUGCUACUGCUACAGUAUAAGGAAAGAUGCAUCUUCACUGAAAUCAGAACAACUUGAAAGUCAAGAUUACACUUUUCAUUUGAUCCUAGGUCUACAUUCGUUGUCACAACGGAACAGAACUAGUCUUGCCGCAUUUGCCUCGUCGCCUCGCCCAACAGAGGAAUGUCAGCCAGAGUGAGUUGCUGUCCUCUGGCCAUGUCCAUCGAAAUAGUGUGCAGAGUUUCUGGGUGGGACAGCCAAGACGAGGCGGGCCGUCCCUUCAAGGAGAGACGUCGUCAUCGGCUACGACUUCUUCUUUUACGGUCGGACCACAACUAGCCUCAAAUGCCGCCACAAACAACUCUCUCUUCCGUACGGAGAGCGCUCCCGUGGAUGUAGUGUCUGGAGCCAGCAGUUUAUCAGGAUCGUCACGACGUUCCUACGGAGGGGGUGGACGGGGUUUUUCAGCUCGUACCAAUGUUAAUGGAGCUUCAGGGACGCAGAGCAAACCGUUAUCGCGGACUAGGAGUCGACAGGACCAGUCUCUGCCAGGCAUAGCAACAAUUGAGGGAGUUCUAGUAGGAGGAAGUACUAGUUCCAGUAGUUCAUCGGCCGCUCCAAACUCGAACGCGGCCACGUCGUCCCGAAGUUUUUAUCAGCUUCAGCUACCCCCAGGAACCUCCACACAGGGGCAACAGCUACCACACCUUCAUCCAAGUACAUCCCCCUCCCCGUCCAUCGUGUUUCCACCAAGCAGAGGACCCUCUCAUGAUCGAGGAUUUCUAAGACCGGAGCCUCCUUCCUUCCCCAACGCGACUGUUGUACGAUGGAUGGUGAAUGGUUCUCCAGACAGUUUAACACCAUCAUCACCGAAGCUGAGUCCUGGUAGAGUCAAAAGACCGCUAGCAAGCGGAGGCUCAGAAAGCAAGCGAAGGAAACUCGUCGACAGCGAUCGUGCGUCGUCAAUAUCACGGUCUUCGUCUAGGAUCAAAAGUGGUCCUGAAAGGUCUCCUCUCAGUGGAGGUCAUCAAGUAGAAGGAGUUUCAACAUUUAGUGGCAGUGCAUCUUCUUCUUCGAGACAGAAUGGAGCUAGUGCUAGUGCAAAUCCAAGUCCAUCCUCCUCUCCUCAAAGCACAUCCAAAAGACAAGUUUCCUCGCGUCCUGUUCCUACGAGGAUCAAGGCCCUUCGUUCAUCCUCGCCACCUCGGUGUACGACUACUGCGCUACCUAGAACAGCCUCAAGGGGCGAAUCACGUCGGGGUGCGCGAAUGAUAGAGACCUUGCUAGCGAAGGAGCAGUGCGCAAUUAUAGGUGAAGAACAGACACAUGAUCUGCAAAAGAUCGCAAAACAAAUGAACAGCAACAGCACUGGUACACCAUCUACCUCCGUCUCAGCGUCUACAUCAUUGGGAACCAGCGCCCACCCUCCACCAUUCUCCCCAUCCUUAGCAUCUUCAUCAAUGACAUCCGCAACGCUGAAUCUUUUCCCUUCCACAAACCAGGAUCCAUCAUUUGUUGAUGAAUCGCUCUUGCAGCUACCGCUCUCGACCGCAGCAGCCUGUCAUCCUCUCCAGCUCGUUGACCUUGCGCCUCUCGUUGGUGGGCAAAAAUCCGGGCACUCCUCAAGAUCUCCCUCUCGGUCUCCGAGUGUGAGGGUUCCAUUUCGAAAUCCACGACUACAGGCAUGGCCUAGUAGUAGUUCACCGGUUACUGGAGCUUUGAGUCACGGCCUUCCAGAGCCGAAGGUGGAAGGACUGGAUGGAGAAGGACAGCUAGCUUGUCAACGUCAAGAGCAACAAGGUGAACAAGGAGUUGCCAACAACGCUCAGAAUCACGUCCAACUAGUGAACUACUCACCCUCAAACAUCAACCAUGUGCUACUUUCCAACCUCCAAACAAGCAAUGGUGGCGCUUCAUCUUCAACUAUAGGUCUAGGUGGAGGUGCAAUCAACAUGGUCGUGGGCACUUCCAACAUGGGACCUUCGACAUCCUUGUUUCGACAGCGUCGUGGUAGACGAGCAACUGAUGAGUUCUCUAUCGCGCAUAGUGAGAGUCAAAUGUCGAUAGUGGAUUCAGAGCCUGACGCGUUUGCUGCAGACCCAAAAGCUGAAUUUCUCGACUCUGAGCCCUUCCUUAUAUCAUCAACUGCUACUGGCGGUGCUUCAUACAAUCACCAAGACCACCUAGUCGUGUCAGAUCGUUCUGCAGUUGGAGAAGUGCCUUUUUCUUCGCCGCCGUUGGGUAGUCCUAGUCGUUAUACCAACCACAACCCCGCCAUGCCGCAUAUCGGAGGUGGAUUUUCUGGACAGCCUGGCCAUGUACUUCCUAACGGUGGGGCAACCAAUUAUAGUAGCAGCAGCUCGACGGGUCAAGCAGCACCUUAUGAUCAUCAACAGCAGCAUGAGCCUCUUCGCGAUCUGUCAGGUGGACCUUCAUCGGCACAGGAAUUUUGCUUCCGUGUUUUCCCGGACGGAAACGAGCUCUGCUCCAAAGAUGAUCAUUUUUCGCUCUACAUCGUGCCUAGAAAUCCAUCAACACAGGCACGACGACGAAAUGGACGUCCUAGCAGUAGAGGCAAUGGAGGUGGGGGCGGUGGCAGUGCAAGUGCGUCUGCAGGCGCUAGUCCGACCGCCAUUACAAGGAGCUCCUCACCCAGUGCAAACCAUGCCAAUCAACAUGUCAAUCAACUCAAUCAACGUAUGGCAUCCCCACCACUCUCCAUACAACAACACCCAUCUUCAUCGUCCCCAACGUCUACGACGUCCUUCUCUCUAGGACCGACUACUCGAGCACCUCUGCAGUCACCGAGGCCAGUACGCGGAGCACCAGGCAGCGAUCAACAGAGAGCAGCUGCGUCGCCAGCUGGUGGAGGUGCAAAUAGGAAUGAUAGUAGAGGUGGAAGGACGCCAGAUCAAAAUCGAGUGGAACAUCAGGAUACAGGUCAACAACUACAAAACUCGAUGAUGUUAGACCCGGAAGGCAGACACAGGUUGUAUUUUGGAGUUGCUCCAGGUUCAGAGCCAGCACGGGAGAGCAAUAGUCCACGACUGGAGUUAGGAAACUUCGACCUGGGGGCUAGACCCAUACUAGACCAAAGUGGCGAAGACUUCGACAUGCAACUUUUGCCUUCUUCUCCGGUGGCAGCAGCAUCGCCAAUAGCAGGCCAGAGCAUACCGAGGUUCGGCAUUCAAAGCAGUCCUAACCAAUCGCCACAACAAAACUCUACUAAGCCGGAGCAGCAACUACAACCAGAAGACCCACCUCCACAGCAGCCCGAUGUGCAUAUGACCUUUGCUCUCUUCACUGAGAACUGCCGUAGAGUCUACUCUCGCAGAAUCUUGAGUGGAGGAGGCAUGUGGGGAGACGCAACUUUCGGGCCAGUGCCUUCCCCCUUCGUCGUCGGUCUCGAGGUCCUAGAAUUUCCAGCCCAAUUUCGAGUCGAAGGACACACUUGGAUCGUCGGAAACGUGCGAAAGAAGCUGCAAUGGUGUGGACCCGAAGACUUUUACUCCUCUGACACUAUCACCCAAGACUUUGGGGACAGAGAGGAAAGCUUCCAAUUCCGGCUGUCCAUGAGAAAGACAGCUCCAGCACUAACGCGAGGCAGAAACAUGGAGCCGCAUGGAACAGAAAUAGAAACCAAAAAGAAACGCCACGCUGAAGAAGAAGAAGUAGAUGAUAAAAUGGAUGUGGAGGAUGAUGGACCAGUAGGAGCUCCUUCUAACACCACAACAACAUCGAAAAGUAAACCUCCAGAAGAUACGAUAGCUACUACUAUCAACAAGAUGAAUGUCGCAGUAAACCCAAGCAGCCAACUGCGUGCACAACCCUGCUCAACGUCAAUAGAUGUCUUUCUACGUGCUUCGAAGCUUGGCCAAACGUAUCCGCCUCUGCAACUCUAUGCUAACGACCAGUUACUUGCGGUGUGGGAUGCAGUCUCGUUUAACAUCCUCGCAGGCUACGCGGGUCUUCGCAAUCUCCCGAUAGACCUCUACAACUUGCCGAACGAUGAACUGCGAUUGUUAUGAAAGAAAUACUACUACUUGCGAUACUUUUUUCUAGAUGAGGUAGUACUAUCAUGAUAAGGUGAGUCUACCUUUCCACAGGGUCGUGUUGAGUCCAUAAUCAAUUACUUGAAUAGUCGCUUAUUAGGUUGAUAAACAUGACCUCUAAUUUCCCGUGUCGAAGUCUACAAUGGUGAGGCACCGAUCGCAGCUCCUCUACAGCAGAUGGAUGGUAGCCGCAGAAACCUUGGUGGAAUGAUUCCUUGCUCAGUGAGUGAUGUGAAUGACGGCCUUGCUGGGAUCCUCUCAUCACCUGUCAGUGGUGCAGCAGAGACGGGGCUACAGCGAUCACUAUCAGCACAGCCAUGGCCUGCUCCGGAAGUGAUGUCGCUCAUUUAGUACCACGUGCGGUCAAGAAUGAUUAAGGCAGAGGAGUUUCUCUUUUCACACGAACACAAUUGUACUCCAACUCCACUACCAUCUCGACACACUGUGCGGAGCAAAUGCAUGACUGCGUUCUACUUUUUUUUGCGCAUUCUAGAUCUAGCUAUGCACACAUGACAUGUCAAAAAGCGUCCUGGUGCUCACAAGCGCACUCUGAUUGAUGGACACUCAAUCGCAUGACACAGCAUAACACGACAUCAAAUGCAGCUUUUGCUUGGUUACAUUUUGCACAGAACACAUAGAAUAGAGGCUCUUUUUAGAGACCACUUAAUCAUCAUCAUCAAUUAUGAUUUAGUGUACGCCAUCAUUUAUCAUAGGUGCGUGGAUAGACCCAUUAUUUGGUUCAACAUUUGGUUCCAUAGUUGUCCUGCUAGCAAUCUAUCAGCAAAGAGCAAAAGAUGGUUUUGCGGACUCGACCAGGAUGCGAUUUGGAUUGUUGUCACCCCUGUGUCCAUGAAAACGACUUGAUGUCAGAUUCGUUCGAGUUUGGUGCUCUCGUAUUUAACAAUGAUGAGUAGCUCGGCAUUUCUUCGUGCUUAACAACUAGUCGUGGGAGAUCAACAUUGAUUCGAAUUAAUAGUUACAGUGCGCCAAUUCUGUUAUCAGCAGCCGUUGUGUAAUAAAAAAAAAAGUACUCUGCUGGUGCACAUUGUAUCAACAUGAUCUCAAUUUUUACGAUUAGUGGGGUGAAUUGACCUGUUCAAGCUGCUUCUAUUGCUCUUCACACGCUUUUUUAGUCUACGCAUCUUCUCUCACAUUAACGUACCCAUUUCUGCUCUGAUUCAAUCACUCACAUGAUUCCCCUUCGUGGACACGGAUACAUUGACCCCUUCCCGUAGCCCAAUAUAUGUCGCGGGGUGACAUCCUUCUCAAUCCCUGGCGAGGAACACUCAACCCCCAAACGCUACCACACUCUGCAUAUCAUUCACCAAACAUUGUGAAUUUUUAGAGGAUAAACGUCCUCCAGGCACCAGCUCCUAUCAU
Molecule: messenger RNA, 5757 nt
Organism: Amoebophrya sp. A25
Lineage: Eukaryota; Dinophyceae; Syndiniales; Amoebophryaceae
Source: the annotation of a GenBank genome assembly